AUGUGCAGUAACCCUGAGAGCUUGAGAGACAGUGUGUUUGGUGAUUCAGUGUCAGUGAUGGAGGGAGAUUCUGUCACUUUAUACACUGAUCUUACUGAAAGAGAUGAAGAAGACAACAUACUGUGGAAAUAUGGAGCUGAAAACUCUCUCAUAGCUAAAAUGAUGGAAAAGAACCACAUCUUUAACACAUAUAAUGUUCUUGAUGGGAGAUUCAGAGACAGACUGAAGCUGGAUGCUCAAACUGGAUCUCUGACCAUCACAAACAUCACAACUGAACAUGCUGGAGUUUAUCAACUAGAGAUAAGAGGAGUGAAACUGACAAAUAAAACAUUCAGUGUUUCUGUCUAUACUCGUCUGCCUGUUCCUGUCAUCAGCAGUAACUCUUCACAAUGUUCUUCAUCAUCAUCAUCAUGUUCAUUGGUGUGUUCAGCUGUGAAUGUGGGUCAUGUGACUCUCUCCUGGUACAAAGGAAAUAGUUUAUUGUCCAGCAUCAGUGUGUCUGAUCUCAGCAUCAGUCUCUCUCUACCUCUGGAGGUGGAAUAUCAGGAUAAAAACACCUACAGCUGUGUGCUGAACAAUCCCAUCAGCAACCAGACUCAACAUCUGGACAUCACUCACCUCUGUCACACAUGUUCAGAAGUCCACGCCCACUGUUGUGAUUCUGUUGAAGCUGUGCUCCGAUUGGUCGUCACUGCUCUGAUGGGCGUGGCUGCUGCUGCUGCUGCUGUUCUUCUGGUCAAUGACGUCAGAUCGACAAGAGGUUAAACAGAGGAAACAGAACAGAUAUUAAAAAUAUUGUGGCAUAUAUUAGAGUUUUAAUCAGACAAUAUGAAACUGAACUGGAUCGUAAAAUCUUCUUUACCUGAAUCUGGUGUAUUGGGGCCAUCUGGUGGCCAAAACAACGAAUAUUCUGCAAUAUUUACUUUUAUUCUAAUACCAUCCAUUUUACAUUUCUCUGUUAAUUAUACUGUUUUCAUUUUUGCUUAAUUUAUGUGAUGUUGUUCUUUUUAUUUUGUGUUAUAAUUAUAUGCAGCAACCCCGCAAAUACAAAUGUAAAAAUAUUUGUCAUACCAAUAAAUCACUGUAGAAUUGAACAGAAAA
Ctenopharyngodon idella (grass carp) is the source of this 1101-nucleotide messenger RNA. RefSeq names its product SLAM family member 5-like. Bases 1 to 765 code for a protein of 254 amino acids. NCBI's taxonomy places the organism in Eukaryota, Metazoa, Chordata, Actinopteri, Cypriniformes, Xenocyprididae. The record is from RefSeq and is a predicted model, not a curated record. The transcript is spliced from 4 exons.